Molecule: messenger RNA, 1341 nt
Organism: Elephantulus edwardii (Cape elephant shrew)
Lineage: Eukaryota; Metazoa; Chordata; Mammalia; Macroscelidea; Macroscelididae
Product: tumor necrosis factor alpha-induced protein 2-like
Exons: 11
Coding region: 31-1341 (436 amino acids)
Biological process (GO): exocytosis; exocyst localization
Cellular component (GO): exocyst
Molecular function (GO): SNARE binding
Source: RefSeq, a predicted model, not a curated record
AGGACAGAGGCCGAGCGCACCUUCCUGCACAUGGGCCGCACCAUGAAGGAGGACCUGGAGGCCGUGGUGCAGCGCCUCAAGCCGCUCUUCCCCGCCGAGUUCCACGUGGUGGCGGCCUACGCCGAGAGCUACCACCAGCACUUCGCCGCCCACAUGGCCGCCAUGGCGACGCGCCAGCUGGACAAGCGGGACACCUACAUGCUGCUGGUCUGGGUGCAGAACCUCUACCCCAAUGAUGUCAUCAAAAGCCCCAAACUAGCCCAUGAGCUGCAGGGCAUCGAACUGGGGAGCCUCCUGCCCGCCAAAGAGAUCCAGCGGCUAGAGGCCACAUUCCUGACCAAACAAGUGGCCAGUGCGAAGGAGCUGAUGGCCAAGGCCCUCAAGGAGGAGCUGCAGCACUGGGAUGAUGACGUGCAGCCCCAGCAGCUGGACGGCCACUAUCACAAUGAGCUCACCAUUGACGUCAUGCAGAUCAUCUCCCAGAGCCUGGACAUGGCGGAGGAAAUCACUGCAGACCUUGGUGAGCAGAUGACACGGCCGUUACUGACAGAGCUGGCUGCCUUCCUCAGGAGCUACCUAAGUGCCUUUAUGAAAUUUCUGGAGAACGGUGAAAAGAAGAGAAACUACAGGGCCAAUGUCAUCGCCAACAUCAACAACUGCCUGUUCUUCCGGACGUCCAUGGUGCAGAGGUGGCAGAGCCUACAGGACACCCACAGCCACGUGCUACACCCCCUGGACGAGCUCAAGGCCCGCGGCUAUGAUGCUCUGCUCCAGAGCCUGUUAUUAAACUUGAAGCCUCUGUUCGAGAGAUUCACACAGACGCAAUGGGAGGCCUCAGAAGAGAUCCUGGAGGAAAUCCUCGCCAUGGUAGCCGAGAGCCUGCCUGAGUUCACAGGACUGCAAGGCUGUCUCCGGGAGGAGCUCGUGGGGGUCGUGCACCUUCACCUGGUGAAGGAGUACAUCGUCCAACUGAGCAAGCGACGCCUGGUCCUCAAGACCCCAGAGCAGCAGCAGCUCCUGGCACAACGCGUCCUCAACAAUGCCGACCACAUUCAGAGCUUCUGUGCUGAGAAAGGCUCCAAGGCAACCUGGCUGGACCCUGCCCUCCCCAAGCUGGCUGAGAUCAUCCGCCUGCAAGACCCCAGCGCCAUCAAGAUUGAGGUGGCCGCUUAUGCGACCUUGUUCCCUGACUUCAGCAAAGACCACCUGAGCGCCAUCCUGGCCAUCAAGGGGCAUCUGUCCAGUGAUGAAGUCUGGAGCAUCCAGAGCAUCCUUGACCUCAGCACCACCGGGCUGCGGGAUCCCGCCCACUCCUUGUUUUCACUCAUCAAGGUUGGUUAG